Molecule: messenger RNA, 3403 nt
Organism: Cryptomeria japonica (Japanese cedar)
Lineage: Eukaryota; Viridiplantae; Streptophyta; Pinopsida; Cupressales; Cupressaceae
Product: probable auxin efflux carrier component 1c
Exons: 8
Coding region: 581-2458 (625 amino acids)
Biological process (GO): auxin export across the plasma membrane; auxin polar transport
Cellular component (GO): endoplasmic reticulum; plasma membrane
Molecular function (GO): auxin efflux transmembrane transporter activity
Source: RefSeq, a predicted model, not a curated record
UCAUUGCAGCAAAUCUUAGGAAGUCCAUCUGCCUUCCAUUUUGUGCUUGCCAACCUGAGAGUAAGUACCUAGCUGCCCAAACUGAAGUGCUUUCGGAUGCCGAAAGAUACGAUUCCUGUGCAAUGGAUUAUUCUUCUAUGCUUGCUAUAAGCUAAGUAUUAGUCGUUUCCGUGUCAACCAAGACAAGAAUAUGGCAUGUUUGGCUUCCAUGGCCAUUUGACGCCCGUCCCAUCUAGAAAUUUGGGCCAAUGUCACAGACAGGGAUAAUACUAUACCGUUCUAGAACAUGUAUAAUCUUAAUUUGAAUCUCUACAUACAUUCAAUUGGGUAAUCAGCAGAGGCAAAAGGAAAAGAUUGGUAUGUCAAUGGUACUGUACAGGAGGAUUGUAUGAAGGUGGUAUUUUGAAUUGUUAGGAUUGUCAAAUGGGUGUGCCUAAAAAAAGAGUUUUCCCGUCAUGAAGUUACUGAUGACAGAUGAGGGGAACCGUCACCGUCAAAUCUCAUCCGCGCUUUGGUUAAAUGGUCCAUGCCACUCGAGCUGAAGGUAAAAAAUCAGUUUCUUGGGUACUGAGGAACAAACAUGAUUAAUGGGAAGGAUUUGUACAAUGUGCUAAGUUCGGUGGUUCCCCUGUAUGUGGCCAUGAUUCUUGCAUAUGGCUCUGUCAAAUGGUGGAAGAUUUUUAAUGCUGAUCAGUGCUCUGGAAUAAACCGUUUUGUGGCCAUUUUUGCAGUCCCCCUGCUGUCAUUUCAUUUUAUCUCGACCAACAACAUAUAUGCCAUGAAUUACAAAUUCAUUGCUGCGGAUUCCUUGCAGAAGGGGAUUAUUUUGGUGGUAUUGGGAAUAUGGGCGCAGUUUGGGAAGAGAGGAAGGUUGGAGUGGAUGAUUACGUUGUUUUCCUUGUCUACUCUGCCUAAUACUCUGGUGAUGGGGAUUCCUCUGCUCAAGGGAAUGUAUGGGGAUUUCUCUGGGAGCUUAAUGGUGCAGGUGGUGGUUUUGCAGAGUGUUAUUUGGUAUACCAUCAUGAUGGUAUUGUUUGAGUACAGAGGAGCCAGAGAACUUCUAAUGGAGCAGUUCCCUGAAUCUGCUGCUAAAAUUGUUUCUGUAAGGGUGGAUUCUCAUGUAGUGUCUUUCAGAGAGCCUCUGCAGACAGAGGCAGCAGUUGGAGAGGAUGGGAAGCUUUACGUAACAGUCCGCAGAUCAACUUCUUCCAGGUCACAGGGGUUCGAAUCCUUUCCUUCGCUUCCAAAUAUGACAGGUGUAGAGAUGUAUUCUCUUGACUCUUCUCGCAAUCUUACACCGAAAGGCACCAGUUUUAACAAUUCUGAUUUCUACUCAAUGUUUUCGGUGAGUCAUUGUGGAGCUAAUAAUCUCAGUUCCAGGCACUCAAAUUUUCAGCCUGCAGAUAUGAAUUCUAUCACAGGGCAUACACCCAGAACUUCAAACUUCGACGAGGAAGCAUCCAGGGACAUCAAGUGUUCGAGUCACGGGCGCUUUGGGUCGAAUGUGUAUAAUGCCAGUUCCAUUCCUCAAUUUGCGUUUAGGUCUCAGGGGAGUGUAGGCGUGAGCGGUAGAUUGGAUUCCUAUGGAAAUUUGUCGCCAAAUGAGAACAAAAUAAUUAAUCUGUCACCAAAUGAGAAAAUGAAUGAAGCUGUCAAUGAAGUUCACAUGUCUCUGUGGAAUUCCAGUGCUUCAGAUGCAAACCAGAUUGCAGUCGCUGCAGAUAACAACACUGCAAGAAGUUUUAACAAAUCCCUUACUCCUGAACAUCAUGGAGGAGGAGGACCAGUCCGUGAACCCGAUGGAUCAAACCAGGAUUUCUCUUCCAGUCCAGGAACCAAGGCUAUCAUAUCACAGGGUGUACAGGAUGUGGAAAUGGCUAACCCUAAUCCCAAAUUAGGGCCUACUUCUUCUGUGAACAACGAUGGAAAACCAGCAAGAAAUGCAAUAGCUAUGCCUCCUGUGAGUGUGAUGACCAGGCUGAUUCUCAUCAUGGUAUGGAGAAAACUCAUCAGAAAUCCCAACACCUAUUCCAGUGUAUUAGGCCUCAUAUGGUCCCUUGUGGCUUACAGGUGGAACAUUAAAAUGCCAAAACUGGUGCACAGUUCAAUAGCCAUUUUGUCAGAUGCUGGCCUCGGCAUGGCCAUGUUUAGCUUAGGGCUGUUCAUGGCUCUACAACCACGAAUCAUAGCCUGUGGAAAAUCCAUUGCAGCUUUUGCCAUGGCAGUUAGAUUUCUAGUAGGGCCUGCUGUGAUGGCAGCUGCCUCCCUUGCGAUCGGCCUCAGGGGAACAUUGCUGCAGGUGGCUAUUGUUCAGGCAGCCCUUCCUCAGGGCAUAGUUCCAUUUGUCUUCGCCAAAGAGUACAACGUGCACCCUGAAAUACUAAGCACAGCAGUGAUAUUCGGCAUGCUGAUUGCUUUGCCAAUAACUUUGCUGUACUAUGUCCUCCUGGGCCUAUGACAAAAUGAGAUGGAGUAGGCUACCUAACUUAGCCAUGAAGAUUCUCCCGAGAAUGCCUCGACUUCAACCAAAUUCUAAUUGAAUAACUUAUGUGUACAGUUUCAUUACAAAGAUCCACCUUGUGGGCUGUAGCAGGAAUGCCAAUAUUAAAUACAGAACUUCUUUCACAGUUUGUUUUCCAACAUUUCUUGACUUGUUCAGUUCUUGGGUUGUCUUGAAUUAAGAUGUUGGAACAGCCCAAAUCAAACUGGAAAGAUGCUCAGCUUGUACAGGGUGGUAUACAUAGAUUUAGAGCUUAGAAAUAGUUCUUGACACAGAUUCAGAGCUUAGAAACAGUUCUUGUAGUUUAAAAAGUAAUAUCAUUCAUUUCCAAGAUGCUUGUCUGGCAAUAAGCUAUGGUUAAUGGAGGAAGCCUUAGAGGCUUAUAUUACGUCUGGUUUCAGUUACCCAGGGAAUCUGAUUCCUCCCACUCAGCGUGAAUAUGGGCUUUUUGAAGCGAACAUUGACUAAAGACAAGCAAGUAAAAGUAGCUUUUUUUUGGUUCUGUGUAGCAUCAAACAUGGUAGAAGGAAGAUUCGGGUGUACUAGUACUGUGUGUGCAUAAUAUAGAAAAACCACUUGGUGGAGCAGAGAAUAAAUAUGUGAACAGUGAUUCCACCUGCUUUUCUUAGCUUCAGAAGAGAUAGUGGCUGCCCAAAUUUGCUUUCUCUUUCAUCACACAGAUCUCAAUCGUAUAUUAUUUACAGCAGCCGGUACGUAAGAUCUUCCUGUUUUAUAUCAUUUACAAAUAAUGAAAGACAAGAAGAAGAUUUGGCUGAGUUUUUUUUUUUUCUGUAAAGUAUCCUCAUGGGAAUGCUGGCUGACUAGGAAUCGAGCAGGAAGGUUUCUUAAUAAUACUAGCCGUUGUGCUGCUGGGUUUAACGAUAACUAACUUUAUUACUAAAA